GAUAUAGAAAAUAUUUCUAAAUGCCAAAACUUAGUUAGAAUUAGUUUUAAUCAUUGUCAAGGAAUGACAUUAAAACUUUGCACUUCACUAUCUAAGAACAAAUUGCAUUUAAAAAAACUAGAAAUUACAGGCUUAACAAGUAUGCUUAUAGAUUUAAUCUUUGAUCAAACUAUAAUCACUUUAAUUUCUAUGUGGGGAUCUACUCUGAAAGUUUUACAUUUGGAAAAAUUAAGCCAAGGAAUUGCAAAUGCAUUAAUAAUUCACUGUUCAAAUCUUAAAGAAUUUGUUAUUUCUAAUUCAAAAGCAAAUUCAUUCAACUUGAUAUAUAAUUUUCUACAGCAAUCAUCUCUAAAAUCUCUUCAUAUUAAUUGGUAUAGAGGAUGCUACGAAGAAUAUCUUAAUUUAGUUCCAAACUUGCCAACCACAUUAACAUUUUUGGGUUUAAAUACAAAUUUUAGUGAAUUAGAGUUUGAAAAUUUUGUAAAAUAUUGUGGUAAAUUUCUUGAUUUGAAAACAUUAACUAUUAAGC
Messenger RNA from Dentiscutata heterogama, 529 nucleotides. NCBI's taxonomy places the organism in Eukaryota, Fungi, Glomeromycota, Glomeromycetes, Diversisporales, Gigasporaceae. The record is from the annotation of a GenBank genome assembly.